ACUUCGGCACAAACAAGAAGAUAAAUCCACAUCCAUUUGUGACUAAUAAAACCCGUUUCUUAUGACCUAAGUCUUUUUUAAAAGAAAGGAAAACCCGCAUGCCUCCGUGAAAACUCGUACAGGUUGCAGUAUUAAACGUUACAAUGUUUGAAUAUGUGCCGUGUCGCGUACGAGACGCUUUGGCGUAUGUUUUGUUUUGUUGUCGUCGCGCUACACUGAGAUGGAGCUAAUAAUAGCUCGCUUCAAGUCGUGCGUGCUAUUACUUUAGAAUCAAUUGAACAAUUGGACCUUCAUUUUCACAGUGCGUGCAUUUGUCGUUUGACUUCAGCUAUAAAUUGUCUUGCUGCAGGUAACAAGAUGAAUCAGGAAAAAUUGGCCAAACUUCAGGCCCAAGUGCGGAUAGGAGGAAAGGGUUCAGCACGCAGGAAGAAGAAGGUGGUACACAGAACUGCUACAGCAGAUGACAAAAAGCUUCAGAGUUCACUCAAGAAGUUGGCUGUCAACAAUAUUGCCGGGAUUGAAGAGGUCAACAUGAUCAAGGACGACGGGACGGUGAUCCACUUCAACAACCCCAAAGUGCAGGCCUCGCUGUCGGCCAACACGUUCGCCGUCACGGGACACGCCGAGAGCAAGCAGCUGACCGAGAUGUUACCGGGGAUCCUCAGCCAGCUGGGGGCCGACAGCUUGAGCAGCCUGCGGAAGUUGGCUGAGCAGUUCCCGCGCCAAGCACUUGACAGCAAAUCUCCAAAAGUAGAAGACAUUGAGGAAGAGGAUGAUGAUGUUCCAGAUUUGGUGGAGAACUUUGACGAAGCGUCCAAGAAUGAAGCCAACUGACGACUGCGCCAAAACCAGAAAAACUCUCCAACUUUUUCAUUUCUACUUAUCCAUAUCAGAAUGGGCGCACACACACACACACACACACACACAAACGAGAGACUUUUCUUCUUCCAGAUGACCAAGCAGGCUGACAUCAUUUGAGCUUCAUUUGUCGCCACAUUGUCAGUCAUUUUAAAUGUUCAAAGUUGUUUGUUUAUGAAACAGUAUAAAGAUGAUUAACAUUUUUUUAGAGGCCGUUGUCAUCAUCACUGCCAAUUGAGGUAUCAAAGAAUUCAAACCAGCAGAGCCACAUUAGGUACACCCAUACAAUCUAAUGAUAAUGAACAACAAAUAAACAAGCUGUUUCAGUA
Syngnathus acus (greater pipefish) is the source of this 1187-nucleotide messenger RNA. RefSeq names its product basic transcription factor 3-like 4 (gene btf3l4). The transcript is spliced from 5 exons. NCBI's taxonomy places the organism in Eukaryota, Metazoa, Chordata, Actinopteri, Syngnathiformes, Syngnathidae. The coding region runs from base 358 to 834 and encodes 158 amino acids. The record is from RefSeq and is a predicted model, not a curated record.